AUGAGCUGCGCGUGCCGGGCCGCGCCCUGGAGGGCCUUUGUCCAAGGCCUGGCGCAGGUCCACCGGCUCGAGGCACCCCCAUCAUCAUCAUCGCCGCUGCUCCCGAGUGUCACGCGCGCCGCCUGCAUUGCGACUGUGGCUCGACCCCGUCCGGCCCUGCAGAGCCGUACGCUUCACGCUGCCACUGCGCCGCCGCAGGGACAACAUCGUGGAUUCCACGCCUCGCGGGGACCGAGGCAGGAUGUCGCCGGGGCGGCUGCGGCGAAGACACACGAGCCGCCGAAUACGACGCGGGCGACGGAGAGGCUGAGCGCUGAGCCACCGUCGUCGCAGCAGGAGGCAUCAUCAACGCCGACAGAGCCUCAGCUGAGACUGAGGAAACGCGACGGCGAUGCGAAAGCCGAUGUUGACGGAUCUGCUGCGAGACCGGCCGAUGGAGCCAAGCCCCCGACCAAGGCGAAGCGCGGGCGGAAGCCCCAACCCGACUCCUCCUCCUCCUCAUCCCACCCCUUCUCCCCCUCAGGCCGCAACAAGAAAGACGAAAACGACGAGGGCAGCGGCAACGGCGACUCAUCCUCUACUGCUGGCGUCAGCAAGCCGCAGCGGGAGACGUGGCAGACGCAAAAGGCGGCGCUCCGGGAAAAGUUCCCCGAGGGGUGGAGACCGCGCAAGCGACUGUCGCCGGACGCGCUGGCGGGGAUCCGGGCGCUCAACGCGCAGUUCCCGGACGUGUACACGACGCAGGCGCUGGCGGACAAGUUCGAGGUGUCGGCCGAGGCGAUCCGUCGCAUCCUCAAGAGCAAGUGGCAGCCGUCGGCGGAGGAGGAGGAGGAGCGGCAGCAGCGCUGGUUCCGGCGCGGCUUGCAGGUGUGGGAGCACAAGGCCGCGCUCGGGGUCAAGCCGCCGCGCAAGUGGCGCCGCGAGGGCGUCGUGCGGGAUCCGGCGUAUCACGAGCGCAGGGCCAAGGCGAUCGAGAGGGAGAGGCAGCGGGAGGCGGAGGAGGACAGGCGGUAUAGGGAGGAGCGGCGAGGCCGUGGGGGGCAGCAGUAG
This is a messenger RNA of Purpureocillium takamizusanense, 1050 nucleotides long. RefSeq names its product Required for respiratory growth protein 9 mitochondrial (gene RRG9). The transcript has a single exon. The coding region runs from base 1 to 1050 and encodes 349 amino acids. The record is from RefSeq and is a predicted model, not a curated record. Gene Ontology annotation, cellular component: nucleus. NCBI's taxonomy places the organism in Eukaryota, Fungi, Ascomycota, Sordariomycetes, Hypocreales, Ophiocordycipitaceae.